AUGGCAAGCGGUAACCAUCCACGGCAGAGACACAUCAGUGCCCUGCCGGUGGCACAAGUGUCAGCUUCUCUGCUACGUGUCUUCAUCCCAAGUUUGCAACAGCAAGCUCCUAUGCCAGCUCGUGAACCCGGCACUGUUUUGCCGCCUCCUAGCCCUCAAUCCACCUCCCCACCAUCUCCUCAAAAAAUAGCAAACCAAGAAAUCGCCGGCAAGGUGAUGGAAACCGAGUCGGACGUAUCACCACAAGCCCGCCAUUGUUACCAGUCUUAUGUUGAAUAUCAUAAGUGCACUAAAGAAAAGGGCAGGAAUGCCCCGCAAUGUGACAAUUUUGCAAGGCAUUACCGGUCUCUAUGUCCUGAUGAAUGGAUAAGCAAGAAUUCAAUUUUUUCUUUCCUUAAUCUGAGAUUUUGAAUUUAAUUUUGUAUUUUUAUGUGUAAAUUGAAAGAUGGGACGAAGCCAGAGUGGUUGGAACCUUCCCUGCCGUAUGACGACGAGACACGUUAAAGGGAUUAAUACAUGUUUUUUUGUUAAAUUGUUUGCUGUUAUCCAAGUUUGGAGAAAUACUGAUCUU
Molecule: messenger RNA, 571 nt
Organism: Theobroma umbraticum
Lineage: Eukaryota; Viridiplantae; Streptophyta; Magnoliopsida; Malvales; Malvaceae
Product: putative cytochrome c oxidase subunit 6b-like
Cellular component (GO): mitochondrion; respiratory chain complex IV
Source: RefSeq, a predicted model, not a curated record